AUGGACGUGUUCAAGCUCGAUCAAUCGUUAGCGGCGGGGCUGGGCGGCGCACCGUCCGCCGACAAGCUAACGGCCGACGUGUCGUUUGGCGCCGGCACCACUGAAGAGUUUAACCUGAGCUUUUUUGAUGACACGACCACAGAUACGGCCGGCUCGGAGAGCCACGACCCUCCAGCCCAGGGAUUCGGUGACGAGCCCUGCACCACUGUGCCCAUGGACACGUCCACGCCCGCGGCCGCUUUCCGCGACGUCCGCGUCCAAUCUCCGUGCACCAGUUCCACGUACCGGCAGCCCACCGUGUACACUGGCCGCGUGGCCGCCUCUCAACCACCUCCCCCGCCGCCGACGGCUGCCAUCACCAACUCUACGCCAUCCUCAUCCACCACCGCACCAGAUCAACACUUUGCGGCAGCAGACUCAAACACUACACCGGCCAAAUCGUUCGUACCGUGUCGUGUGUGCGGCGACAAAGCGUCUGGGUACCAUUAUGGCGUUACGUCGUGUGAAGGAUGCAAGGGGUUCUUCAGACGGAGUAUACAAAAACAAAUCGAAUAUCGGUGUCUGAGGGACGGUAAAUGUUUGGUGAUCAGAUUAAACAGAAAUCGAUGUCAGUACUGCCGAUUCAAGAAAUGUCUGACGGUUGGCAUGUCCAGGGAUUCCGUUCGGUACGGAAGAGUGCCGAAGAGGUCUCGUGAACAACUCGAGUCGGAGUCGAAGACCGUGUCGGCCGCCGAUUCGAUGGCGGCGGCGGCCGUUCAGGUGACCACCACGACGGCGACCACGACGACAGUCUCUGCGAACGCGGCCGCAGCCGUAGCGGCCGCGGUGGCCAUAGGGAUCGGCGGCAGUGCACCGGUCACGGCUGACACUAUCAUGACCGGCACCGGACCGGCCGCAGUGAUCGAGACCAACGGUGGCAGCGUGUCCAUAUCGUACGACGUGAUCGCAGCCAUAUCGCAGGCGCACCUGACCAACUGCGACUACACGGACGAGCUGACCAGGACACUGCUCCGGAAACCCGUGGCAUCUCCUCCCGCCCAGGGAUGCUCCAGCCCAGAGGUGGCAUCGUCAACUGCGGACAGCGAGGAACAGCAAAAAAUAUGGCUGUGGCAACAAUUGGCCGUACACAUUACGCCCACCGUGCAGAGGGUAGUGGAGUUCGCAAAAAGAGUGCCGGGUUUCGUAGACCUCAGCCAAGACGAUCAGCUGAUUCUCAUUAAAGUGGGAUUUUUCGAACUAUGGCUGUGCUACGUGUCCAGGUUAGCCACUGACCUUUCGCUCACCUUCUACGACGGCACGUUCAUCACACGACAGCAACUGGAACUCAUUUACGACGUGGACUUCGCUACAGAUGUGUUCCAGUUGGUGACAUCUUUCAACGGUUUAUCGCUGACGGACACCGAAGUCGGUCUAUUCGCCGCCAUCGUGCUGCUGACGCCAGACAGGCCAGGCGUCUCUGAUGUAAAAACCGUACAGCAUAGUCAGGAUCGGAUCGUUGAAGCGUUCAAGCUACAACUAAGCAAAGGUCAUGGAGGAGAUAAGAAUUUGGCUCAAACGGUGUUGUCGAAACUGCCCGAACUACGAACCAUUGGUAUCCGACACGUUUCGUACCUCGAGUGGUUCAGGUUAAAUUGGCACAUGCUGAAGUUGCCGCCGUUAUUCGCUGAAAUAUUCGACAUACCCAAGUGCGAAGAGGACUUGCAUCAAGGCUGA
Macrosiphum euphorbiae (potato aphid) is the source of this 1713-nucleotide messenger RNA. The record is from the annotation of a GenBank genome assembly. NCBI's taxonomy places the organism in Eukaryota, Metazoa, Arthropoda, Insecta, Hemiptera, Aphididae.